Psammomys obesus (fat sand rat) is the source of this 1017-nucleotide messenger RNA. RefSeq names its product mitochondrial ribosomal protein L12 (gene Mrpl12). Gene Ontology annotation, molecular function: structural constituent of ribosome. Gene Ontology annotation, cellular component: mitochondrial large ribosomal subunit; ribosome. The transcript is spliced from 5 exons. Lineage: Eukaryota; Metazoa; Chordata; Mammalia; Rodentia; Muridae. Gene Ontology annotation, biological process: translation; mitochondrial transcription. The record is from RefSeq and is a predicted model, not a curated record. Bases 155 to 754 code for a protein of 199 amino acids.
UUAGUGCGUAAUCUCGGGAGCCAACCCGGGUUAGAGCGGCUCCGCUCCGAAGCCUGGAGGCCGGGCGGCUAGAGCGGCCGGUCCGACUCGCCUGCUCCGGGCCAGAGCGUCGCUUCCGCAAAGAGCCGCGUGUGACCUUCCCGCCUGCGGAGCUAUGCUGCCGGCGGCCGCCAGCCGCCUGUGGGUCCCCGGGCUUGGACUGCGGGGAGCAGCCCUCCGCCUUGCCAGGCAACAGGUGCCCGGUGUCUGUGCCGCGCGGCAGUUGAGGAGCAGCAGUCACCGAAGGAGCGAAGCGCUCGCCGGUGCACCUCUAGAUAAUGCUCCCAAAGAGUAUCCCCCCAAGAUCCAGCAGCUGGUGGAAGACAUUGCCAGCCUCACGCUCCUGGAGAUCUCAGACCUCAACGAACUCCUAAAGAAAACAUUGAAGAUCCAGGAUGUUGGCCUCAUGCCAAUGGGUGGCAUGGCGCAGAGUGCCUUCCCUGCCGCUGCAGCCGCCCCUGAGGCGGCUGAGGAAGACAUACCUAAGCAGAAGGAACGGACACACUUCACCGUCCGCCUGACAGAAGCAAAACCUGUGGACAAAGUGAAGCUGAUCAAGGAAAUCAAGAACUGUAUCCAGGGCAUAAACCUUGUCCAGGCCAAGAAGCUGGUGGAGUCCCUGCCCCAGGAAAUCAAAGCAAAUGUUGCCAAAGCUGAGGCUGAAAAGAUCAAAGCCACCUUGGAAGCAGUGGGCGGCACUGUGGUUCUGGAGUGAUAGCCCGGUUGUGAGGACUUGUGGACUGGGGUUCCUGGGAUCUGGGCACAGACCUGCUCACCCCUGCUCCUCCCAGGGGGUGUGUUGGGAGCAACAGCUACUGACACAAGUGACCGCGUUCUCCUGGAGAGAGGGACAGGACGGACCUACUGUGAUGGGAGGGACAGUCACAGCCUUUGCAGAGCUCAAGAGAUUGCCUUGGGAACUUAACAAGCGAACACACCCCUUGGUGACUACUGAGAAAAUAUACUAUUCAGGCUGGG